GCGGUCGACACUAUGUAUUGGUUAAGCAUCACGUGAUUGGCUAUAACACUGAUGGCUAUUAUUGCUAAGCAUUGGCUAUACUAUACUACUGUAUAUUGUAUUGAAUGUGUGAUACAUAUACUGUAUAUACUGUACUAUAGUGUAUAUAGAGAGCGCUUUUUCAAUGCUAAAAGUGAUGUCUCUUUGUAUGCAUUGAUGUGUUAUAUGACUGAACCCAUUGUCGCACCAAAACUAGUGCUCAAAACCAAGCAAUCAAACAAAGGAUAUCAAGUAUUGACUAAAAAGACUACAGUAGUAGUACUACUCAUCCAACUGAUUGUCCACUACUUCACCGAAAAAAUUAUCUUCCGGUCAUUGGUUUAAUUAAUUCAUCGAUAAUGAGUGACACAGAAGUAUUGCCGGUAGAGUCGCAAAGUAAUGGCGCCAAACGUGGCAGAGGUAGACCUAAGAAGGAUCCACACGCUGUCAAAGUGGCAAAGGUUAUUGUCAAGACUACCACAACCACCAAUGGAACCAAUGGUGAUGUUGCCCGACGAAGAGGUCGUCAACCAAAGGCAGCAACUAUCGAGACAUCGCCGGUCGCCACAACUAAAGCAAGUCCUUCGCGCGCCAAACGUGGUCGCGGAAGACCACCCAAAAAGUCGCCUAAAAAGUCAACCAAAGGCUCUGCUGCCACCGGAACCGGCAAAGGAAGAGGUCGACCAAAGAAAGUCGUUGUCGAUGACGAGUCAGCCGAUGAUGAAAUGGUUCCACAAGACAGCAAUGAAGAUGAAGAAGACGAAGAACACAACGGCACUGAAGAUUAGUAGCUAUUAUAAUACAUCACAUGCUUUGUGUAUAACAUUAUACUAUAUAUCAUUUGAAUGAUUGGUAUAACCAUUUGAUGUCAACCAAACAAUAAUUCAUUUACUUAAUUAAGAUCUCUUCCAAUAAUUUUUUAUUUAAAUAAUUAACAUUUGUAUUAGUUUUUCAAAAAACGGGAGUUUAAAAAAAUACUCUCAUUUUGUUUUUUCAUUGUUCACACAAAAUAAGUCAUUUAUAAUUGCGAUACUUAUUAUGUUUUUUUUAAUCAACUUAAAGUUGAAUCCAUUAUUAUUAUUUUUUGUUUUUAAAAUUGUUUUUAUUAUUUUUUUAAAUUUAUUAUUAUUAUUAAUAUUUAAAUUACAAUCAAUAUUUUUACCGUACAUUUAGUGUCUUUGAAAAUUGCAACGAUUCCAUAAAAUUUUUAAACUACAGUAAUUGAUAGCAUUAACAAAAAACAAGUCGUUGUUUUUUUAAAAAAAAAGUAUUGUAUUAAAUGAGUGUUAAUGUUAUUAAUUUUUAGUUUUAUUUAAUAUAAUAAUAAUAAUAAUAUCAUUUGUAAUCUCAUUG
This is a messenger RNA of Oppia nitens, 1371 nucleotides long. RefSeq lists its product as uncharacterized. Gene Ontology annotation, molecular function: DNA binding. The transcript has a single exon. The coding region runs from base 378 to 806 and encodes 142 amino acids. Lineage: Eukaryota; Metazoa; Arthropoda; Arachnida; Sarcoptiformes; Oppiidae. The record is from RefSeq and is a predicted model, not a curated record.